Molecule: messenger RNA, 5437 nt
Organism: Melospiza georgiana
Lineage: Eukaryota; Metazoa; Chordata; Aves; Passeriformes; Passerellidae
Gene: INSR
Product: insulin receptor
Biological process (GO): positive regulation of MAPK cascade; multicellular organism development; cell surface receptor protein tyrosine kinase signaling pathway
Cellular component (GO): insulin receptor complex; axon; membrane
Molecular function (GO): phosphatidylinositol 3-kinase binding; ATP binding; insulin receptor substrate binding
Source: RefSeq, a predicted model, not a curated record
CGGCAGCGGCGCGGGAUGGGACCGAGAGCGGCGGCGGCGGCGGCGGCGCUGGCCGUGGCCGUGGUGCUGGGAGCCUGGUGCGGCCGCGGCCGCGGCGAGAUUUGCAGGAGCAUGGACAUCCGAAACAACCUGACCAGGCUGAACAUGCUGGAGAACUGCACCGUGAUCGAGGGCCACUUGCAGAUCCUGCUGAUGUUCAAAACCAAACCUGAGGAUUUCCGCGAGCUCAGCUUCCCCAAGCUGACCAUGAUCACAGAUUACCUGCUGCUGUUCCGUGUCUAUGGCCUGGAGAGCCUGAAGGGCCUCUUCCCCAACCUCACUGUGAUCAGAGGGACUCACCUGUUCUUCAACUACGCCCUGGUGAUCUUUGAGAUGGUUCACCUGAAGGAAAUUGGCCUCUACAACCUGAUGAACAUCACCCGGGGCGCCGUGCGCAUCGAGAAGAACAACGAGCUCUGCUACCUGUCCACCAUCGACUGGUCCAGGAUUUUGGAUUCUGUAGAGGACAAUUACAUCGUGGCCAACAAGGAUGACAAAGAGGAGUGUGGAGAUGUGUGCCCAGGCACUGUGAAAGGGAAGAGCAACUGUCCCCCCACGGUGAUAAAUGGGAUUUUCAUCGAGCGCUGCUGGACGCACGAUCGCUGCCAGAGAGUGUGUCCCGCUGCCUGCAAGUCCCAGGGCUGCACGGGGGACGGGCAGUGCUGCCACAGCGAGUGCCUGGGCGACUGCACGGAGCCCAACGACCCCACCAGGUGUGUGGCCUGCAAAAACUUCUACCUGGAUGGGAGGUGUGUGGAGAACUGUCCCCCUGGGCACUACCGCUUCGAGGGCUGGCGCUGCGUCACCUUCAGCUUCUGCCAGGAGCUGCACAACAAGUGCAAGAACGCCCGCGAGUCCGGCUGCCACGUCAUCCACAACAACGAGUGCGUGCACGAGUGCCCCUCAGGGUACAUCAUGAACUCCAGCAACCUGCACUGCACACCCUGUGCAGGGCCCUGCCCCAAGGUGUGUGACUUUGGCAAGGAGAAGACCAUCGACUCGGUGACAUCGGCGCAGGAGCUGCGGGGCUGCACCGUGGUCAACGGCAGCCUGGUCAUCAACAUCCGCGGGGGAAAUAACAUAGCAGCUGAGCUGGAAGCAAACCUUGGCUUGAUAGAAGAAAUCUCAGGUUACCUAAAAAUCCGCCGCUCUUACGCCUUGGUUUCCCUUUCCUUUUUUCGGAAGCUCCAUCUGAUCAGAGGAGAGACACUUGAAGCUGGGAAUUAUUCCUUUUAUGCCUUGGACAACCAGAAUCUUCGCCAGCUCUGGGACUGGAGCAAACACAACCUCACUAUUGCACGGGGCAAACUCUUCUUCCACUACAACCCCAAGCUGUGCUUGUCAGAAAUCCACAAGAUGGAGGAGAUCUCUGGGACUAAGGGGCGUCAGGAGAGGAAUGACAUAGCCCUGAAGACCAACGGGGAUCAGGCCUCAUGUGAAAACGAACUGCUGAAAUUUUCUUCCAUUAGGACUUCUCAUGACAAGAUCCUGCUGAAGUGGGAGCCCUACUGGCCCCCUGAUUUCCGUGACCUGCUGGGGUUUAUGCUGUUCUACAAGGAGGCUCCCUACCAGAACGUGACGGAGUUCGAUGGCCAGGACGCCUGUGGCUCCAACAGCUGGACAGUUGUGGAUGUGGAUCCCCCACCACGCUCCAACGAGCCCAAAGCCCAGGCCCAGCCAGGCUGGCUCCUGAGGGGCCUGAAGCCCUGGACACAGUAUGCAGUGUUUGUGAAAACCUUGGUCACCUUCUCCGACGAGCGACGCACGUAUGGCGCCAAGAGCGAGAUCAUCUACGUGCAGACCAAUGCCACGGUUCCGUCGGUCCCGUUGGAUCCCAUCUCUGUCUCCAACUCCUCAUCCCAAAUCAUCCUCAAGUGGAAGCCUCCCUCAGAGCCCAACGGGAACAUCACACACUACCUGGUGUACUGGCAGCAGCAGGCAGAGGACAGUGAGCUCUAUGAACUCGAUUACUGCCUCAAAGGAUUAAAGCUGCCCUCAAGGACCUGGUCUCCUCCUUUUGAAUCUGAAGACCCCCAGAAGUAUAACCAGAGUGAAGCUGAGGAUGUCAGUGGGGAAUGUUGCUCCUGUCCUAAAACAGACUCUCAGAUCCAGAAGGAGCUGGAGGAAUCUGCUUUCCGCAAGACCUUCGAGAAUUAUCUCCACAAUGAGGUUUUUGUGCCCAGGCCGUCGAGAAAACGCAGAGACCUGGGCUCCGUGGCCAACGCCACCGUGGUGUUCCCCACCAUCCCAACCUCCCCCAACAACUCAGCAGCUGAGGGUGCAGAGGAGCAGAAACCCUUUGAGAAGGUGCUGUCCAAGGAGUCGCUGGUGAUCUCGGGGCUGCGCCACUUCACCGGGUACCGCAUCGAGCUGCACGCCUGCAACCACGACGCCCAGGAGUCCCGCUGCAGCGUGGCAGCCUAUGUCAGUGCCAGGACCAUGCCAGAAGCUAAGGCUGAUGACAUCGUUGGCCAAGUGUCCCAUGAGCUGGUGGAGAAGAACACAGUGCACCUGAAGUGGCAGGAGCCAAAGGAGCCCAACGGCCUCAUCGUGCUCUACGAGGUGAACUACGGGCGCCUUGGGGACACCGAGGAGGCCCAUUUCUGCGUGUCCCGCAAGCACUUUGCCAGCGAGGGCGGGCCUUGCAGGCUGCGGGGGCUGCAGCCGGGCAACUACAGCGUUAGGAUCAGAGCCACCUCCCUGGCGGGCAACGGCUCCUGGACAGAGCCCACCUACUUCUACGUGGCUGAUUACUGUGACCCAAAUAUUGCUGUUAUCAUUGUUCCUAUUAUUUUUUGCCAUAAUAAUUGCUGGGAUUAUUGAGCUGCUUAUGUGCUUGUGAAAAAGAGACAAACUGAAGGACCAACAGGACCCCUGUAUGCAUCCUCCAACCCUGAGUACAUCAGUGCCAGUGAUGUUUAUGUCCCUGACGAGUGGGAGGUGCCUCGGGACAAGAUCACGCUGCUGCGGGAGCUGGGCCAGGGCUCCUUUGGGAUGGUGUACGAGGGCAUCGCCAAGGACAUCGUCAAGGGAGAGCCCGAGACGCGCGUGGCCGUCAAGACGGUGAACGAGUGCAGCCUGCGCGAGCGCAUCGAGUUCCUCAACGAGGCCUCCGUGAUGAAAGGCUUCAGCUGCCAUCAUGUGGUUCGCCUCCUGGGAGUGGUCUCCAAGGGACAGCCUACUCUGGUGGUCAUGGAGCUGAUGGCACAUGGGGAUCUCAAAAGUUACCUGCGCUCUUUGAGACCCGAAGCUGAGAAUAACCCCGGGCGGCCGCCCCCGACGCUGAGGGAGAUGAUCCAGAUGGCGGCGGAGAUCGCCGACGGCAUGGCCUACCUGAACGCCAAGAAGUUCGUGCACAGGGACCUGGCAGCUCGCAACUGCAUGGUGGCAGAGGACUUCACUGUGAAAAUAGGGGACUUUGGGAUGACCAGGGACAUCUACGAGACGGAUUAUUACCGCAAGGGGGGCAAGGGGCUGCUGCCCGUGCGCUGGAUGGCCCCUGAGUCGCUCAAGGACGGGGUGUUCACCACCUACUCCGACGUGUGGUCAUUUGGUGUUGUCCUUUGGGAAAUAAGCAGCUUGGCAGAGCAGCCGUACCAGGGACUCUCCAACGAGCAGGUGCUGAAGUUUGUCAUGGAUGGAGGAUACCUGGAUCAGCCAGACAACUGCCCAGAGAGGCUGCACAGCCUGAUGCAGAUGUGCUGGCAGUACAACCCCAAGAUGCGCCCCACCUUCAUCGAGAUCAUCGAGAUGCUGAAGGAGGACUUGCACCCCAGCUUCCAUGAGGUCUCCUUCUUCUACAGCGAGGAGAACAAACCUCUGGAGACCGAGGAGUACGAGAUGGACUUCGAGAACAUGGAGAGCAUUCCCCUCGACCCCUCCUCGUACUCCCAGAGGGACAAAGCGCUGGGGAGGGACAAUGGACCCUCCAUGGCCCUCAAGGGCAACUACGAGGAGCACAUCCCUUACACUCACAUGAACGGUGGCAAGAAAAACGGGCGGAUUCUCUCCAUGCCCAGGUCAAGUCCUUCCUAACACUUCCUGUUUGGCCCAAGGGUUGUGUCUGCUUUUUUCCCCUCCCUCCACAAAUCUCAGGACUCUUGUUAUUGCUGCCACAGUGUAUGACACACAUCUACAAACUCUUCAGAUUUUUAAUCAUCUUACAAUGAAUUUUUUUUUUUUUUUUUUUUUGCCAAGUUGACUGGUUGUCAGUGGACUUAUCUGUGAACAUAAAUGGAAGAGGUUUCCAUGGCUGCUGUCCCUUCUGUAACCAUGGUUUCACAACAGGAAGUGACCGUGUGAGUUCAACUGAAGGAGAAGCGUCCGCGUUUGCCAGCAGAAGACGUGAAGUUCUCUGGUGCCUGAGCUCCAGCCCAGCAGCGCGGAACAAGAGAUUUCCAGUAGAAUUCCAGGCUUUUCAGGCAGCCUCUCCACUACAGCUGAAGGAUUCAGCACAUCAGUCAGAUCCUCAGAUUGACCAAUAGCUGCUGCUUUCAUACUUUGUUUUUUUUUCAAGGGGUGGAGGCCCCGGGGUGCGUGCGUGGGCGUGUGUGUGUGCGUGUGUGCAGUAUCAACAUGUGGGGUGUACCCGAUAGCAAAAGAGACAUUUCUGGUUUUGUACACAACUUACAGCGCUUUCAGGCACAUGGUGGGAUUCUUGGGGUGUCCUGCACAGGGCCAGGAGUUGGAUUUGAUGAUCCUGGUGGGUCCUUUCCAACUCAGCAUACUCUAUGAUUCUCUGUUCUCACAGGAGCUUUCCUCUUCUUGGAAGUGUGUACUUAUCUUUUUUCCCCAUUUCCCUGGAGGGACUGAAUCCUAAACAGAUUAUUUUUAUACUGAGGACUCUUGAGAGCAGGUUUUCUCUCAUUAACAAAUGAGGAAAACGUGCUGGGAGCUAAAUGAGCAGAACUCUGAGAUUUGUGGGUACUUUCAAGACCAAACGAAGUAGGAGUCCCCUGACCUGAGACACGGAGUUUUCUGUCCUUGCAACAUUGAGUAUAUAUAUUGUUUGUUGUAACAUAUUUAAAGAUGUCUUUAGUUUAAAUUUUAACUUCAUAUAAAUUAUUGACUGUUUAUGAUCCUUUUGGGGCGGGGAGAGUUUUUGGGGGAUUGUUUGGUCUUAAAGUGGUCCAAAGAUUUCAGAAUGAACUAAUUUUAGCCUUGCAGGAGCGAUGAAGCACAUGUUCAGUUCAGACUUGACAAGGCUUUGUAAUAGUUUCAUGAUUUAUACAACACAGUCAGCUGGCUCCAGUCGAAGCCCCAUCUUGGGUGUUGGGAGCUGAAGGACACAGAACAUCCUGGCCUUGAGUCCUGCUCCUCCUCUGCCCCCGUGUCCCUCGCUUUGCCUUCGUGCCGCAGCUGCAGCCGGCGAGAGAGGACGAGCACGAGCUGGAGCUGA